Molecule: messenger RNA, 1269 nt
Organism: Colletotrichum orchidophilum
Lineage: Eukaryota; Fungi; Ascomycota; Sordariomycetes; Glomerellales; Glomerellaceae
Exons: 5
Coding region: 1-1269 (422 amino acids)
Source: RefSeq, a predicted model, not a curated record
AUGGCGGCGAACGUCCUCGUUAGAGAUCUUGACUCGAUUCAAGAUAUUCAGCAACAGGCAUCCGUCACCAAUGUAGACCAUUCCCUUGAUGGCCAGUCCCGAUUUGGAGAGAUAGUUGCCAUUCUGGCAGUCGGAUCUACUCUCUCGACGGCAGCGGUUGGUCUCAGGGUCUACACCAGGGCCAAGAUGCUCCGGACCUUCGGAAUGGACGAUUCGGUCAUGGUCGUCGCCCAAAUGUUUCUCCUCGCAUUAGCUGCUACCAUCGGACUUGAAAGCAGAUGGGGUCUCGGCCUCCAUUCAUGGGUUCCGCCCCCAGAGGACUAUGUUCCCUACAUGAAGUCCUUCUACAGUUCGAUUAUUAUGUACAACGUUGCGACCUGUUUCGUCAAGAUCUCCAUCUUGCUACAGUACCGUCGCAUCUUUGCUAUUGACAUCAUGCAAAAGGUGACAUUAUGGGGUCUGGCUUUCAUGAUCACAUGGACUGCCGUGCUUUGUUUCCUCCUUCCAAUGAUCUGUCUUCCCGUCGCCGCUUUCUGGGAUCCGACUAUUGAAGGCCGAUGUUUAGACUUUCUUCCCGUUUGGUACACCAACGCUGGCAUCAACCUGGUAGCCGACUUCGCCAUAUUCAGCAUGCCGAUUCCAGUCAUCAACUCGUUGCAACUACCCCGGAGCCAGAAGCGAGUGCUGCUCGUGGUAUUUUGCCUUGGUUUCUUCACUUGCAUCAUCUCCGCACUCCGGAUCCGAACCCUGCGCGUAGCCGCGGAAACCAAAGACCCGUACUGGGAUAACGUGGACGCAGCUACAUGGUCCUUCUUGGAGGUCGCAAUCGGCAUUCUGGCGGCGUGUAUUCCUACACUUCGGCCGAUCUUUGUCACUCUUUUGCCCCGCUUCUUUUCUGUGUCUUCGCUGCCGUUCAGAAGUAGUGGAAGGCCAUCAAAGUACGCCAACCCAUACGCCCAGCCUGGCGAAAGCAACCAAAGAGCUAGUCGCAUACACGGACGGAGACAUCACCGCCCCUUGAGCAGUACGGAAGAGUUGACUCGCCAGCAAGGAGUGGAGCUGUCCGGGAAGGAGACUCAGACGUCGGCCGAGUACACUGUCAGCGUCAGCGCGGGAGCUGCCGAACGCCCAGAUAAGAUGCCUCGUGCCAAGAGCAAGAGGGACAGCGGAAGGGAGGAUCAACAUGUUAGAGGACAAAUACGGACCACGACUGUGGUGACACAGGAGGUUACGAUUGGGAGGGCUAUAUCCGAACCAGACCAAGCUUGA